Messenger RNA from Lactuca virosa, 264 nucleotides. The record is from the annotation of a GenBank genome assembly. Lineage: Eukaryota; Viridiplantae; Streptophyta; Magnoliopsida; Asterales; Asteraceae.
AUGAAACAAAAAUUUCAAUUGCAGAAAAAAGAAGCAUCAACUUACCAGAGUUGCAGAGGUUGGAGCCAACGCUGGUGGACGAGGUGGAAGAGGAGUUGUCGGAGGGUGGAGGAAGAAGGUUGUUGCCCCAUAUGUUGCUGUGGCAAGCUUUGUGUUGUGGUGCGUGGUUCCCCGACAGAUACAUUUUCUUCGUCUUGGAAGAAUCCAUUGCUAUUUCCAACUUACGUCGGAAAGUUUGACUUUGACAUGGCAGAAAUGAUUUGA